Messenger RNA from Lindgomyces ingoldianus, 858 nucleotides. RefSeq lists its product as uncharacterized. The record is from RefSeq and is a predicted model, not a curated record. The transcript is spliced from 4 exons. The annotation marks the transcript as partial. NCBI's taxonomy places the organism in Eukaryota, Fungi, Ascomycota, Dothideomycetes, Pleosporales, Lindgomycetaceae.
UCCCCCCAGUAUCUAGCUGAGGAUAUUGGGCCUACAAUAAUAGCAACUGCGUCGUUGAUGGUUAUUUUUUCUACACUUUUUGUUGGACUCCGCUAUUACGCUCGACAUUUGACGCAGACGAAGUUCGGGGUUGAAGAUGUUAUCAUUCCUUUUGCAUAUAUAGCAGAAUUGGGACUAUGCAUUACCGGAAUCGUAAUGGUCAGGAAGGCAAGCACAGGUCGACACAUGGCGUACGUCGAAAUGACGGACCCCGCAAGAAUUAAUGAACACUACAAGGGUAUCAUGGUCAACGAAAUGCUGCAUCUACCCGCCGUCGCAUUCCCAAAACUUGUUGUCGUCCUACUCUACCUCCGAGUCUUCACAAACAAAUGGGCUAGAAUGGCAACCUGGGCACUCAUUUACAUCAUCAUCGCAACAUGGAUAUCAUACACCGUAGCUGCAUGUUUCCAAUGCACACCCUUUGCUUUCAAUUGGGACAAGACGAUCCCUGGAGGCCGGUGUUUCAACAUAUACGUAUUUUCACAGAGUAGCAGUGUCCCGAACAUUGUCACCGACGUGGCGGUCUUGAUCUUACCAAUCCGGACGGUUAUGGAUUUGAAGGUUUCGAUUGGUCGCAAGAUAGGGCUCCUGCUUAUCUUCCUCACGGGCAGCGUUGGUAUCAUUGCCUCUAUAAUUCGGACCGUUGUAUUCGCCACUACUGACCCUUUGGUUGAUGUCACUUUCACCCACACAGAACUAGUGAACUGGACCAUUAUUGAGCCAGGAAUGUACCUCCUUGCUGCUUGUGCGCUAAGUUUCAAGCCAUUAUUUAGAAUGGCCGCGAAAGCCCUGCAUUUGGACUCUCUCGUUACACGCACA